UCGGGAGCGGCGGAGCCCAUCUUGGUGCCGCUCGGCGGCCGGGCGCGGGGAGGAGGGCCCUAGCCCAGCGUGCGGCCAAUCGGGGCGGGCGCUGGCGGCGAGCAGGGCAGAAUGGGCUGUAGUUUAGUGAAAUAGGAAAGCUGCGAACAGUGUGGAGUGCUCCCGGUGUAAAUAAAAGCGGGGGGGGGAAGAAAAAGUUUCCUCAAGUCGCGGCUCUGCAGCCUCGCGCGGACGGGGGCGCCGGGCUCGGUGCGCGGCGGAGCCCCGACACGCUGGACUUUGUGGCGCGGCGCUGACACGCUCUGCCUAUUGUUUGUGUGUUCUUUUUUUCAAAAUAUGGCAAAGGUUCAGGUGAACAAUGUAGUGGUGUUGGACAACCCUUCUCCUUUCUACAACCCUUUCCAAUUCGAAAUCACAUUUGAGUGCAUAGAGGACCUGUCGGAAGAUUUGGAAUGGAAAAUAAUUUAUGUGGGUUCAGCUGAAAGUGAAGAGUAUGACCAAGUGUUAGACUCUGUUUUAGUAGGACCUGUUCCUGCGGGCAGACACAUGUUUGUAUUUCAGGCUGAUGCACCUAACCCAGGGCUUAUUCCAGAUGCAGAUGCAGUAGGUGUAACAGUUGUGCUAAUUACGUGCACUUAUCGAGGUCAAGAAUUUAUUAGAGUCGGCUACUAUGUAAACAAUGAAUAUACUGAAACAGAACUGAGAGAGAAUCCACCAGUAAAGCCAGACUUUUCUAAGCUUCAAAGGAAUAUUUUGGCAUCAAAUCCCCGAGUCACAAGAUUCCACAUUAAUUGGGAGGACAACACUGAAAAACUGGAAGAUGCAGAGAGCAGUAACCCAAAUCUACAGUCCCUGCUUUCUACAGAUGCGUUACCUUCAGCAUCAAAGGGGUGGUCAACAUCAGAAAAUUCAUUAAAUGUUAUGUUAGAAUCUCAUAUGGACUGCAUGUGACUAACCACCAUCGUUUUGGUACUGUACAUGUGUUAAACUGUAAAAACAACCAGAACUAUUUCCCUCAAAUUCCAUAAGUACAUAGUUGACGAGCAAUGUGAAGAACUUGUUUUAAAACAUCCUGUAGAAAGUUUAUAAAAAAAAAAAAAAACAGUAUUUGAGCAAAUUGUGGAAUAUAAAUACAACUAUUUUUAAG
Molecule: messenger RNA, 1147 nt
Organism: Cygnus olor (mute swan)
Lineage: Eukaryota; Metazoa; Chordata; Aves; Anseriformes; Anatidae
Gene: ASF1A
Product: anti-silencing function 1A histone chaperone
Exons: 4
Coding region: 337-951 (204 amino acids)
Biological process (GO): DNA replication-dependent chromatin assembly
Cellular component (GO): nucleus
Molecular function (GO): histone binding
Source: RefSeq, a predicted model, not a curated record